Molecule: messenger RNA, 1661 nt
Organism: Eleginops maclovinus (Patagonian blennie)
Lineage: Eukaryota; Metazoa; Chordata; Actinopteri; Perciformes; Eleginopidae
Product: ninjurin-2-like
Exons: 4
Coding region: 173-655 (160 amino acids)
Biological process (GO): tissue regeneration; cell adhesion
Cellular component (GO): membrane
Source: RefSeq, a predicted model, not a curated record
UUUGUCUCUCGGCUGUCCUCUCCGGCCUGGUGCUUGGUGCCUGGCGUCAAGGGUCAUUUCCUUUCAUAGCGACCACUGCCAUCCUUGCAUUAGCAUUUUCACCGCUGUGGGGGUAACACUUGAGUGUGCGAGUGUGUGUGUGCUUGGUUGCUUGCACGAUUCGGGACUUAUUAUGCAGGGACUUGGGAAGACAGAGAGAGGGGAGCAGGGCCGAGACAUCGACCUGACGUCGCUGAGAUCCACCAUGCCAGCCAGCGGGCCCCUGCAGGGAGGUUCACCCUCUAAUCUGAACAUGAACCUGUAUGCUACGAAGAAGACAGCGGCUGAGGGCAUGUUGGACAUUGCUCUGUUCCUGGCUAACAUCACACACAUGAAGACUGUCAUCGAACAGGGAGCUGGAUACAGGUACUAUGUUGCUGUCCUGGUGCUCAUCUCCUUCUCCCUGGCUCUGCAGAUAGUAGCUGGAGUCCUCAUCAUCAUCAUUGCUCGUUGUGAGAUGACCCUCCUGUCGUCUUAUCAGCGGUUGUUAAACUUCCUGAACAAUUUGACCACCUGCAUCAUCUUCCUCACCCUCAUCGUCAACAUCAUCAAAUCCGCCUUUGGCACACAACGCAGCUGCUUACUGCGAUGGCUGUUUCAGCGUUUCAUUCUCUGAAACACAAUCAGUAGAUUCAUCACUGUGCAUACAUUUAUAUACAAAGCUAAAUCCUCACGUACAUGUAUGAUCAUUUGUGAAAACUGCGAAAAGUUCAAACUGUCCAUCUUGAUACAACCACUAGGAGGAGGCGCCAGAGUAAUGAUGUCUAGAAAUCCUACAAAUACAGAAGCAGCUGUCAUUGUUAUCCAAUCAUUCACAUUUGCUAAACAAAUACUACACUUUAGCCUCCGGCUGCAGGAUACACUUUUACACUUAAAAUGAUACACACAUUCACACAGCAUUAAGCCAUUUGUGAGGAUACACCCCUGUUAUGUCUAGAAGCAGUUAGUUAGCUUAGCUUAGCAAAACAACACAAAACAGGGGGAAACAGCUAGCAUGGCAGUGUUCAAGUGUAACCAAGGCUGCCUUCCAGCACAUUUAAAGCUCACCUUUCAACAGAAAUUAAAGUACAUUUCAAGUUGUUUUGCUAGGGUAACAGGCUGGUAACUCCAGUUACUUUUUUUGUUGUAAAACUACGAGUGGUAUCAAUUUUAUUGUUUAACUCUCGAAAAGAGGGCUUCUGAAAUAACGAAAGAAAGAUUCAAUAUUGUCAAUUCCAAAACAAAUAAGAUAUACUACAGUAAAUACGAUUUGUUGAAUUAGGGUUGGAUAGGAGGAUGGUGGGCGUGUGACUGAAUGAUAUAGCUGUUUUAUGGCUGCAAUAGGCCUACUGUAUGAGAGCCUGGUAACUGUGAGUGUGUGUGUAAGUAUGCAUGCAUCAACUCUAUAUGUGUGUGUGGAUGUGUUUGAAGUGUUUGAAAUAGUGUGUCUGUGUAUCUGUGUGUGUCUGUAUGUGUUGUAGCCCGCAGGGACCUGAACGUGGUGUCCAAUCACAAACGUCUCGACUACUUAAACAACCUUGCUACAGGCGUCAUCUUCGUCACCACCGUGAUAAACUUCUUCGCCAGCUUCUUUGGAUCUAAGAGGACUGGCUUCUUCCGCUGGCUGCUGGCUCGACUCCACU